AUGCCAGUCAUACCUCUCUAUCGGGGACAAAGGGUUCUUCGAGGAAAGAGCAUUCCCCUUGCACCCAGGGAGGAUGAAGAGUCUGACUCCUGGAUUUUCCUCAUUGUCCUCAUUGGCAUUGUCGGGUUCGCCAUGCUCUCGGCUUUGGUGGGAUUGAUCUGGGCCAAGUGUUGCAGCAAGCGAGGCGACCAAAAGCUCGUCGAGAAGAUUGCAGCUGAAGUUGCAGGCACACAACGGAUCCAAGUUGUUUCUGCCUCUGCAUCGGCCCGAUCCAGUCGCACAUUCAUCGCGAACCCUGUUGUCGAGAGGAGAAGAGCAAACAUGCUGGCUCUCAAUGCUUUCGUGGGGUGGGAGGAAAGAAUUUACGCAGACAAGAAACGGUCCAGAAGAAGCAGAGGCCGGAAGAGCUCGUCCAUCAUGCUUCCAGUAACAUUGGCUUCCCUGCGAAAAUGGGCCAAACGGUCUACCCUUAGCGGCGAUCAGGAUGAGCUGCGACAGCCAUCAAACCAUGCGAGCCCGACCUUGAGCUCCAACUCAGAGCUCUGGCCAAUCCCUACUUCAAUCCCAACACAUCCGUCUCCUCUGCACUGCAAAUCCAAGUGCACAUUCAAUACCAGCACCGACUACGAUGAACCUUCCCGGUUGUUAGAAGAUAUUCGACCCUGCGCCAAACAGACUUUGACGGCGUGA
This is a messenger RNA of Cladophialophora psammophila CBS 110553, 690 nucleotides long. RefSeq lists its product as uncharacterized. Lineage: Eukaryota; Fungi; Ascomycota; Eurotiomycetes; Chaetothyriales; Herpotrichiellaceae. The record is from RefSeq and is a predicted model, not a curated record. Bases 1 to 690 code for a protein of 229 amino acids. The transcript has a single exon.